Molecule: messenger RNA, 2154 nt
Organism: Penicilliopsis zonata CBS 506.65
Lineage: Eukaryota; Fungi; Ascomycota; Eurotiomycetes; Eurotiales; Aspergillaceae
Exons: 5
Coding region: 1-2154 (717 amino acids)
Biological process (GO): chloride transmembrane transport
Cellular component (GO): cortical endoplasmic reticulum
Molecular function (GO): chloride channel activity
Source: RefSeq, a predicted model, not a curated record
AUGAAUUUCCUCCACUCCGCUGAACAUGAACACGACAAUUUUGGUGUCGACUGGGUGCUCCAUUAUGAAUUUGAAGAUAUCGAUUCCACGCUGGCCGUUGAUGAAUUUCGCGCUCUGAUCCAACAACUGGAAGAUGCCCAUUUACACACCCAGGUCCGGCCUGGUAAUGAUACCUCGCUCCUGGUAUUCAUCCGGAUUCCUCGAGACCGACUUGGGGUAAUGAUUCAUGAAUCGAGAGUAAAAGAUUGGCUACAUGGCAUCACUCACUCACUCCCAAUUGCAGACCGCGAGCCUAUUGACGUUACGGCCGAGACCCCUUCUGAAGAGUUGCGGUCGAUCUACCACGCGGUGACCUGGCAGAAACAACUAGGUGGAGCAGGGAUUACACCCGGAGUAGGGAAAUGGAAACAUGUCACCGCCGCGUUCCCCUUGCAUGAUCCGCUCGCCAACGCCGAGCUGUUACGGCGCUGGAGCCGAACGACUACGUUAUCCUCCGAAGAUCUGGAUGCCAUCCGGGCAUUGUUUGGGGAAAAGGUCGCUUUCUACUUCGCCUUCAUUCAUUGUUAUUCUCUUUUCCUGCUAUUUCCCACAGUUUGCGGCGUCGUGUGCUGGCUGUACGGCGGUCCAUACUCUAUACUUUUUGGCAUUUUGAACGGAAUCUGGUGCAUCGUGUUUGUGGAGUACUGGAAGAUCCGAGAGACAGAGUUGAGUCUGCGGUGGAAGGUCAAGGGCUCUGGGGUGCUGAAGGUGAACCGAAUUCAAUACACCUGGGAGAAGGAAGUCAUCGACUCCAUUACCGGGGAAAUCCACAAGGUCUUCUCGACGAAGAAACAGUUGCUGCGACAACUACUGCUUAUUCCGUUUGUAUUCGUCGCCAGCCUGGCGCUGGGGACGUUGAUUGUGGGCACUUUUGCUCUAGAAGUUUUCAUCUCGGAGGUGUACAAUGGUCCGUUGAAAGGAUAUCUGGAAUUCCUCCCUACCGUGCUGUUUUCCCUGUCCCUGCCGACCAUUUCUUCCACUCUCACGUCUAUGGCUACCCGGCUCACAGACUACGAGAACUAUCGCACGCAAGACCAGUAUGACCUGGCGCAAACCCAGAAGACAUUCGUUAUGAAUUUCAUCACCUCUUUCCUGCCAACUUUGUUGACCGCUUUUGUGUACGUUCCUUUCGGCGAAAAGAUCGUCUCCAUCCUAUGCCCUUCCUGGGACGUCCGUGUCGACGCGACUCGGCUGCAGCAAGAAGUAGUUUACCUGUCAGUGACAGCGCAAGUGCUCAACUGCGCCGAAGAGCUGCUGGUGCCCUACCUCAAACGGACCUUGUGGCAGAAGUACCGGGCCUACCGGCACAGACGGGCUGCUUCUGCCCGAGGGCGCGCCCACUCGCGCGCGACGGACCUCCUCCUUCUCGACCCGCUCGAGGAAUCUUCCUUCUUGAGACGUGUGCGCACGCAAGCCGCAUCGGACGAGUACAACGUCCACGACGAUAUCCUCGAGAUGUGCGUGCAGUUCGGCUACCUGGCACUGUUCGGCGUGGUGUGGCCGCUCGUCCCGCUCGGCUUCCUGCUCAACAACUGGCUCGAGUUGCGCGGCGACUUCUUCAAGCUGAGCCUCGAGUGCCAGCGCCCCCCGCCCAUCCGCGCCGAAUCCAUCGGUCCCUCGCUCCAGGGGCUCGAGUUCCUGACCUGGCUCGGGACCCUGUCUACAGCAGCGAUCCUACACAUCUACCGCUCCGGUGGCACUGGCGAGGUCCAUCUCUCAUCCGUGGUGAUGACCAUCUUUGCCGCAGAACAAGCCUAUUUGGCUGUGACGUUCGGGGUGCGGUAUGCGCUGCAGAAACUCGGGUCUCAGGCCGAGCGCGAAGAGGUCGCCAGGCAGUACGCGGUACGGAAGCGCUAUCUGGCCUCUCUGCUGGGAGGACCUAAGCCUGCUUCCUCUCCCUCCGCGCGGCCUCGAGUCCGAUUUCACGACAAGGUAGACGUGUACCAUCUCGAAGGCAAAGACGCUGCAACCACUGUCUCGCUAACUGCCGAGUCUGAGCGACAGUCUCAAUUUUGGACCUUGAAUUCUGUCUCCACGGCAGAGGCUGGCGUCAAGCUGAUCCGGGCAUUGAGUACUACGGAUGAAACACCGACAAAACAAUAUAAAUCGAUGUAA